AUGAGGCUAAUAGGUAGGAGGACUACAGAUGCAAGGACUUAUACAUUACCAACUGCAUCAGAGGUUGCUGCUCUCAUUGUUGGAAAUUUAGACCCUAUAAUGGGUGAACGUGACAUUUUGGUAGAGUCUAAGUCUGGAGUUUUGAAACGAAUAAGUGAAUUAAAUCAAUCAUACUUACCAUUGCAAUACCCAAUUUUAUUCACAUAUGGUGAGGAUGGAUUCAGGGGGGAUAUACAUUUUUCAACACAUGUUAGUAACCAACAUUUUGCAAGAAAAAGUGUAUCUCAAAGGGAGUACUUUGCGUUCCGUAUUCAUGAAAUGUUAAAUGAGAUCUCAACUUUAAUGUAUGCUAGGAGGUUAUUCCAACAAUUCUUGGUGGAUGCGUACACGAUGGUUGAAUCUUCUAGGCUUAUUUAUAUAAGGUCAAAUCAAAAAGCUUUGAGAUGUGAGGCAUAUAAAGGUCUUUCAGAUGCCUUGACGUGA
Ipomoea nil (Japanese morning glory) is the source of this 483-nucleotide messenger RNA. RefSeq lists its product as uncharacterized. The record is from RefSeq and is a predicted model, not a curated record. Bases 1 to 483 code for a protein of 160 amino acids. The transcript has a single exon. NCBI's taxonomy places the organism in Eukaryota, Viridiplantae, Streptophyta, Magnoliopsida, Solanales, Convolvulaceae.